AUGAAGCGUAUCCUUUGGGAAGGAAAAAGAGGAAGAACCUCCCUCCGCCCGUUCCGCCCGUUCGUAAAUUUGGGCUACUUACACAACGUGGGGAGGAAGGACGUGCACACAGCCCGGUACCUCUGCCUGAACAACGACAAGCGGACUCUCAACAAGUUGGCAAAUUUAAAAAACAUCCACCUGAAGAAAAACACCUGCACAGGCAAAAUGGAAAUAUUCAUCGACGAUUCGAUUUUGUUAACAAAUGGGAAGAACGUACUUUCCUUCGAGAGCUUCGAUCUGUGCUUUUUGAUAAAGCAUGAGUUACUGCGAAAUAGGGAGAAGAUGGAUUUGCAGAAAAUGCCCUUAACCUUGACGGCUAACAAUUUGGUCGAUUUUUUGGAGGGGGCGGUACCCCAAGGGGAAGACAAAAUGCACACCAAAGAGGAGGAUAAAAAGGUGCACUUCCAACAGCAGAGAGCCAUCAUGGAAAAUAAAAUCUUUGAAAAUUUUCAAAACGAUUUAAUUCUUUACCAAAAUGGACAGCCAAAUAUGAUGGACAGAGUGAAGAAGGGGGGAGAGUCCCAAACGAUUGACUUGCCGAAAAGUCUUAAUUAUGUAGAAAAUUACAAAAUAAAAAAUUUGACGGAGGAAGAAAAUAAUGUGUACAAUAAAUACAUUUCAAUUUUUGAAAACAUCCAUGGAGUUAAGUUAAAAAGAGCAAAUCACUUCGAAACUCCUGUGCAGGAUUUUCAUGUGGAAGAGAAAAUAAAAAAUUUGAUAAAAAAUAUGAACAGUUCAGGCAUUUUUUUAUUUUACAAAUGCACACAAAUUUUGAAUUCCUUCGUUUUUAGUUACCUAUUUUUGCAUGGGUAUAUAGGUUAUAAGGAUGUGUAUCGGUGCUGCAACUUGGAGUCCAUUUAUCAGUUUUUCAAAUGGGGUUACGUGUACGACGUGCACGGCGCAAAGGACGCGGGCGCGCUGCUCGCCCUGUCGUCGUUGCGCGUGUUUGAGGCGCUCCUCCGGCGGGAAGAGGUGAUGAAAAUUGACCAAUCAGAAUGGCUAAUAAAAAUGGCUAAUCAGAAUGGCUAA
Molecule: messenger RNA, 1071 nt
Organism: Plasmodium coatneyi
Lineage: Eukaryota; Apicomplexa; Aconoidasida; Haemosporida; Plasmodiidae
Exons: 1
Coding region: 1-1071 (356 amino acids)
Biological process (GO): mitochondrial proton-transporting ATP synthase complex assembly
Cellular component (GO): mitochondrion
Source: RefSeq, a predicted model, not a curated record